GUUGUAGCAGCUGGAGCUGUGAAGAAUAGCUGAUUGGUUCCUAAACUGUAAAUCGAGUGAAAGUGGUUUAUUUGCAGUGCCAUUGCAAUUGAUUGUGAUUUAUUGAUUUUAGACAAAAAUUUGGAACAUCGUCUAUCAAACUUAUAUAUAUAUAUAAAUUUAUAUAUGAGGAACCAACGGUAAAGAUGCACGCUCAAGGACAGGGUCAACAGACGCAGCAGCACUCCUCGACACAUUCCCUUCUGCAACAACCGCAAAACCAUUUAUCUAACAACAAUGCAGUUGGAAAAUCUAACGAAAAUCAAUCGUUGUCAUCUGUCGGUUUACUGGAGUUGGCGCAUCGAGAAUACCAAGCUGUAGAUUAUGAAAACGCAGAGAAGCAUUGCAUGCAGCUAUGGCGCCAAGACAGCACCAACACUGGAGUGUUAUUACUGCUAUCAUCAAUUCAUUUCCAAUGCAGACGUCUGGAUAAAUCCGCUCAAUUUUCGACAUUGGCAAUAAAACAAAAUCCUCUGCUCGCGGAGGCAUAUAGCAACCUAGGAAAUGUUUACAAAGAGCGCGGACAGCUACAAGAAGCAUUAGAUAACUAUCGUCGAGCUGUGCGAUUAAAGCCCGACUUUAUAGAUGGAUACAUAAACCUGGCUGCGGCUUUGGUAGCCGCGCGAGAUAUGGAGUCCGCGGUUCAAGCAUAUAUAACAGCAUUACAAUAUAAUCCUGAUUUGUACUGUGUGCGUAGCGAUUUGGGUAACCUGCUUAAAGCUCUAGGACGAUUGGAGGAAGCAAAGGCCUGCUAUUUAAAGGCGAUAGAAACGUGUCCAGGAUUUGCCGUUGCAUGGAGUAAUUUGGGCUGCGUGUUCAACGCACAAGGAGAAAUCUGGCUAGCUAUUCAUCACUUUGAAAAAGCUGUCACCCUCGAUCCCAACUUUUUAGACGCCUAUAUAAAUCUAGGAAAUGUGCUUAAGGAGGCCAGAAUAUUCGACAGGGCUGUGGCUGCAUAUUUGCGUGCUCUAAAUCUUUCACCUAACAAUGCCGUAGUCCAUGGAAAUCUGGCAUGCGUCUACUAUGAGCAAGGACUCAUUGACUUGGCCAUUGACACAUAUAGGCGAGCCAUUGAGCUGCAACCUAAUUUUCCCGAUGCAUAUUGUAACCUUGCAAAUGCUCUUAAAGAAAAAGGACAGGUCAAAGAAGCUGAAGAUUGCUAUAAUACCGCACUACGACUAUGCUCGAAUCACGCAGAUUCACUUAACAAUUUGGCGAAUAUCAAACGAGAACAAGGAUUCAUUGAGGAUGCAACACGCCUUUAUUUGAAAGCCCUUGAAGUGUUUCCCGAUUUCGCAGCUGCACAUUCGAACCUGGCGUCUGUGCUGCAACAGCAGGGCAAGCUAAACGAAGCCCUUAGGCAUUACAAGGAAGCAAUUCGAAUUCAGCCCACAUUUGCCGACGCGUACUCCAAUAUGGGAAACACUUUAAAGGAGCUGCAGGAUGUUAGCGGGGCUCUACAGUGCUAUACGCGAGCUAUACAAAUCAAUCCGGCAUUUGCCGAUGCCCAUAGCAAUUUGGCGAGCAUCCAUAAGGAUUCUGGAAAUAUUCCUGAAGCAAUUCAAUCUUACCGUACAGCUCUAAAGCUAAAACCUGACUUCCCCGAUGCCUAUUGCAAUUUGGCACAUUGUUUACAAAUUGUUUGUGAUUGGUCGGAUUAUGAUGUACGAAUGAAGAAAUUGGUUAGCAUCGUUGCCGAGCAGCUGGACAAGAAUCGUUUGCCAUCCGUACAUCCACAUCACUCAAUGCUGUAUCCAUUGACCCAUGAUUUUCGAAAAGCAAUUGCCGCGAGGCACGCCAAUUUAUGCUUAGAAAAAGUGCACGUUUUGCACAAGCAGCCGUAUAAUUUCGCAAGAGAUCUACCAAGUGGCGGACGUAUACGAAUUGGAUAUUUGAGCUCAGAUUUUGGAAAUCAUCCUACCUCACAUCUGAUGCAGUCAGUACCCGGAUUGCAUGAUCGAUCGAAGGUAGAGAUAUUCUGUUACGCCCUCAGUCCUGAUGAUGGUACAACGUUCCGGCAAAAAAUAGGCCGUGAAGCUGAACAUUUUGUUGAUCUUUCCGUAAUUCCAUGCAAUGGCAAAGCAGCCGAUCAGAUUUACAAUGAUGGCAUACACAUUCUAGUUAAUAUGAAUGGUUACACAAAGGGCGCAAGAAAUGAGAUAUUUGCCCUUAGACCUGCACCGAUUCAAGUCAUGUGGUUAGGCUAUCCAGGCACAAGCGGUGCCAGUUUUAUGGAUUAUAUUAUAACUGAUGCAGUUACCAGCCCGAUGGAAUUGGCCAAUCAGUACAGUGAGAAGCUAUCGUAUAUGCCUUACACAUAUUUUAUUGGUGAUCACAAGCAAAUGUUUCCGCAUCUAAAAGAGCGAAUUAUUGUUUGCGAUAAACAGCAGCAAUCAUCUGUUGUAGAUAAUGUUGCAGUCAUUAAUGCCACUGACUUGUCGCCUUUGGUUGAAAGUACAGACGUCAAAGAGAUCAAAGAAGUCGUUGCGAAUGCGAAUAAACCUGUAGAAAUUACACUUAAAGUAGCAGAACUGCCGAGCACCACCCAGAUAGUAUCGAUGAUUGCUACUGGUCAGGUGCAGACAUCAUUGAAUGGUGUUGUCGUUCAAAAUGGACUGGCAACUACACAGACAAACAAUAAGGCAGCCACUGGAGAGGAGGUUCCCCAAAAUAUCGUUAUUACAACACGUCGUCAAUAUAUGUUACCCGACGACGCUAUAGUUUACUGUAAUUUUAAUCAACUAUACAAAAUCGAUCCUCAAACUCUGCAAUCUUGGGUAGUCAUUUUAAAAAAUGUGCCUAAAUCGGUUUUAUGGCUGCUGCGGUUUCCAGCAGUUGGCGAGCAAAAUAUUAAAAAAUCUGUUAGCGAUUUGGGUAUUUCUUCUGAAAGAGUUAUAUUCUCAAACGUAGCUGCAAAGGAAGAACACGUGCGUCGAGGACAAUUGGCCGAUAUUUGUUUAGACACUCCACUGUGCAAUGGUCAUACAACUUCAAUGGACGUUUUAUGGACCGGAACUCCAGUUGUCACCCUACCCGGAGAGACAUUAGCUUCCAGGGUUGCUGCUUCUCAAUUAGCUACACUUGGAUGUCCAGAGUUAAUUGCCCGUAGCAGAGAUGAAUACCAAGACAUCGCUAUUCGAUUGGGAACGGAUAAGGAAUACUUAAAAGCUUUACGAGCAAAAGUAUGGAAAGCAAGAGUCGACAGUCCACUGUUCGAUUGUUCACAAUAUGCCAAAGGCUUAGAAAAUCUGUUUUUACGCAUGUGGAAAAGAUUUCAGAGGAAUGAACUCCCCGAUCACAUUUCUUCAGAAUAAGAGUUUCAAAACUAAAUGUAAAGCAGACUAGGAAAGCUGAAGUACUACGAAUGGAGACUGGAGUGGGAAGGCGAAUGUAUGCUAUUUAGUUUGAAUUUCUGUGACAUAUAUACAUAUGUAUGUUUCAUGUAUAACUACAAAUAUUUCUGUAUAAGAAGCAAGUGUAACUAUUUAUACACAUAUUCUUAUUUUUGAUCAAUUUAACAUGCUCUCAUAAACAUUUUGACCUUUUAAAAUAAGACGUUACCUUGUAUUAGAAACAAAAAUAAAACCGCUUAAUAUUGAACACGGCAUCAUCACAUCCCAUCAUAUAAACAA
Messenger RNA from Drosophila innubila, 3671 nucleotides. It is a transcript of the gene sxc, whose product is annotated as UDP-N-acetylglucosamine--peptide N-acetylglucosaminyltransferase 110 kDa subunit. Gene Ontology annotation, molecular function: protein N-acetylglucosaminyltransferase activity; protein binding. NCBI's taxonomy places the organism in Eukaryota, Metazoa, Arthropoda, Insecta, Diptera, Drosophilidae. The record is from RefSeq and is a predicted model, not a curated record. The transcript has 10 exons. Bases 186 to 3353 code for a protein of 1055 amino acids. Gene Ontology annotation, biological process: protein O-linked glycosylation.